CAGCAUGCUGUGCACCACCCUUGCUGGGUACGCCCACUCUGCCUGCACCCUGAAACCUGACCAGGCCUUCUCCCACCCCAUGAGUUUAAACAUUUUAACAACUAGCCUGACUGUGAAAAGCCCGGAGAAUCCUUCCUACAGGGGACAGUGGUGCAGAGAGAAGCUGGACAGGCGCCCACACCUGGCUGGCACACACACCUGUGUGCACCGAGGGGGAACUGAGGAGCACCUGAAUUGCCGAGCCAGGCUGCAGGCCCUGACGUUUGCCAGAGAAAACGAGAUCCAACCAACAUGCUGUAUUUUCGUCACGUUUUCCUGCCUUGGCUGAGGGUGGCUCCUCUUCCAGGAAAGCUCUUCUGCCUCUGAAGCUGGAGGAAC
Messenger RNA from Pongo pygmaeus (Bornean orangutan), 378 nucleotides. RefSeq lists its product as uncharacterized. The record is from RefSeq and is a predicted model, not a curated record. The transcript is spliced from 3 exons. NCBI's taxonomy places the organism in Eukaryota, Metazoa, Chordata, Mammalia, Primates, Hominidae. The coding region runs from base 5 to 328 and encodes 107 amino acids.